AUGAAAGGACAUUUUCCUCAUAUUCAAGAUUGUAAUCUAAAGAACAUUGAUAACAGUCUGCUGGAAUUGCAUUCACCUACAAGAUAUGAUUAUACCUCAUCUGAUGAAAUAAGCAAUAGCAGUGAUGAUUCCGAUGUUUGCUUACGUAAAAUUUCUAACAUUGUUUUAAAUGAUAGUGAUUGUGAUGAUACAGAUUAUAGUUGCUCAAUGUAG
This is a messenger RNA of Paramuricea clavata, 213 nucleotides long. NCBI's taxonomy places the organism in Eukaryota, Metazoa, Cnidaria, Anthozoa, Malacalcyonacea, Plexauridae. The record is from the annotation of a GenBank genome assembly.